Messenger RNA from Ilex paraguariensis (yerba mate), 621 nucleotides. NCBI's taxonomy places the organism in Eukaryota, Viridiplantae, Streptophyta, Magnoliopsida, Aquifoliales, Aquifoliaceae. The record is from the annotation of a GenBank genome assembly.
AUGGCUUCGGAUCAAGAAACUGAUGACUCGUCCAACUCUUCGUCCUUGCCGAAGAACACCUAUAAGGAUCCAGAUGAUGGGCGCCAGCGGUUCUUACUUGAAUUGGAAUUCGUCCAGUGCCUCUCUAAUCCCACCUACAUCCACUAUUUGGCACAGAAUCGUUAUUUUGAGGAUGAAGCUUUCAUUGGCUACCUAAAGUACCUUCAAUAUUGGCAACGGCCAGAGUACAUAAAAUAUAUAAUGUAUCCACAUUGCCUCUUCUUUCUUGAGCUUCUCCAAAAUGCAAACUUCCGCAAUGCAAUGGCGCAUCCGGGCAACAAGGAAUUGGCGCACAGGCAGCAGUUUUAUUUUUGGAAGAACUAUAGGAACAAUCGGUUGAAGCAUAUUUUACCCAGGCCCCUCCCAGAACCUGUCGCCGCACCCCCAGCUUCUGCCCCACCUCCACAGCCUGGGCUCUCUACAUCCGUUACUGUUCCUGCUACUUCUGCUUCUAUUCCUGUUCCUGCUGCUGCUCCAGCCCUCUCUCCAAUGCAGUUUGCCAUGGCCCCUGGAUCUGCUCUUGCAAAAAAUGACCCAAGGAGCAGUGGCGCUGAUCGAAGAAAGAGAAAAAAAGAUGCAUGA